Orbicella faveolata is the source of this 1662-nucleotide messenger RNA. Its product is annotated as nuclear cap-binding protein subunit 3-like. Gene Ontology annotation, molecular function: mRNA binding; RNA 7-methylguanosine cap binding. NCBI's taxonomy places the organism in Eukaryota, Metazoa, Cnidaria, Anthozoa, Scleractinia, Merulinidae. Gene Ontology annotation, cellular component: nucleus. The record is from RefSeq and is a predicted model, not a curated record.
GUCUGGGCACUAGUUCAAUCCAAGAUGGAGUUCGAGGAGUUGAAAGUUGAAAUCCCUGCCGAUGAUAGCGACAAAGAAGAGAAAGAUCUACCUUCCAAUUUUGAAAGGAGGUACGAAAACAAGUCAGGUUGUUUUGUGACAGGAUUUGACGUAACUUCCAAGGAAGCGCUGGAGAGAAAGGCUAGAAGAGCAAAAAGAUUUGGACUUCAGUCAAAACGCAAAGACACUGAAAAAACUGACAGUCAGUCUGAUGAGGAUAACCAUACAAUAUUGCCUAGUGUUGAUGUCAAAGAACUACCAACGAUAUCCGAUGGUGAAGUUAGGCUAGAUGCCAUUCUAAUUCAUGGUGUGGAUAACAUGAGUACAAAGGAUGUGUUUGCUUAUUUUGGGGAUUUUGCGCCUGGAUCUGUGGAAUGGAUUGACGAUUCUUCAUGUAAUGUGGUGUGGGAUGAUGACUUCAGUGCUUCUAGAGUUCUAAUAACAAUAGGCAAAGACAUACAGAAACCUGCAGAUGAUGAUGAUGAAGAUAUAAGCGAGGCUGUGGAAAUAAGAUGGAAGCUAGGGCCUCCUCAUCCAAAUGCAGAACGACUUCUCUUGCGAUUGGCAACUAAAAAGGACAAGAAAAGACCAGGAGCAGCAAGAAGAAGCAUGUAUUACUUAGUCAAUGGUAAAACAAAUACAAGUGGUCGAGGUUCAAAGAAAGGCAUUGUCAGUUCAUCGAGGAAGAGGAAAAUUUUGAAGGAGCAGGAGCGAGUCAAAUACAUGUACACAGGUGGACCAGAUGUGCUUUUCCUGGACAAGAUCGAAACCGACAAGGAAGAAAAAAUGGAGAUCGACGAACCUCCGCUCAAAAUCGUCGUCACUAACGAGGGCACGAUGGAAAGGAGCGAUACCUCGAAUCUGCGCAUGCGUAUGUACGCCGAUUCUUUGGAAGACGACGAGAGCGACAGUGAUGAUGAUGACGACAGCAGAGAGAAGCGAGACAGAUGGAAAGGACGAAUCAAUAGAAAAGAGAGUACGAAAAGAGAGGAACAGGUCAAAAAACAACCUGCGCUAGACUUGCGGUCCAAACUACAGAGCAGAGAGCGGCACGGCUUUAAUUUCAAGAACAGACCUUCCUUAUCCAUAGAGAUUAAAGAAGAACUAGAAUCGUGAUGUUAGAAAGCGUGUUGUUGAUUUUAAUUUUUUUUUUUUACUUUUAAUUUUUCUGUGGAAUCUUAAGUCUUUUUAAUUUUAAUUAAAAUCAUGUAAAGAUACGGCUAGUCCGUUGCGGUUCUUGCGCUAGCUGAAAAUUUCCAAGUACAAGGCAUGACUGCUCAAUGUCAAAUGUUCAACCAGGAAUUCCAAGCGAGGAUUUAUUUUAUUAGUAAUAUAGUUGAUACUACGAGUAGCUCCUCUGUUUUUCUUUAAGACGACCAUUUUUGAGCUGGGGUUGAGCAAUUUUCUGGGCACGAGUCUUUUUCCCCUCACCAAUUGGUUGUGCAUAAUUUUUUGGGGGUGGGCAAUAGCUUGUGCAAGAAGUUUUUUUAACAUCAAAAACAGGACUUGGAUAGUAGAAAGAUCUUGUUUGAUUUUUUUUUCCUGUGGCUCCCCUUGCACGAUUUUUGUUUCAGCAGCUUUUGCUGUUAAAGAUUUUUUUUAGUAAUUGCCCAAACCCCUCCC